AUGAGGAGUCUUGACGUUAUUAGUGUGGAGAAGAGACCAUUGGCUAGAGAUGUUCAGAGGUUAGCCAACAGUCUCAUUCGGUGGCGGGUUUCUGAGAAGACGGGUGGUUUGAUUGCUUUUAUUAAGGCUCAUUCUUCCUUAUUUGAGCAGAUUUGUGAGUGUCAAUUUGAUGACGAUAAACUAUGUCUCAUCCGAGACAAGGUGAUGAGAGGGGAAGCCAAGGAGGCUAUCCUUGAUUCUGAUGGUGUCUUGUGGAUUGGAGUCAAGAUUUGUGUGCCCAAGUACGUGCCGGAUGAGUCUCAUGUACUUUCUCUUGAUUCAUUUGAGUUGGGUUCAAAAUUAUCUUUUGAGGAGGAUCCUUUAUCCAUCUUGGAUAGGCAGGUCCAGAAGCUUAAGACCAAGGAGAUCACUUCAGUGAAGUUGCAGUGGAAGCAUCGUUCAGUCGGUGAGACGACUUGGGAGAUAGAAUCAAAUAUGUGUGCCAGAUAUCCUCAGUUUUUCGAAGCUUUAGAUUCUAAUUCUGGCUCUUCAAGCAGUGUGAAAAAGGAACAGCUUCAUUCUCAUAAACACUCAUUUCAUAACAGUUUUUGCUCAAAUGAUUCAUUUGUUCCAAGCAACCUCAAGUCAUUUACCUACAAUGAACUGAAAAAUGCAACUAGGAACUUCCGAGCUGAUAGUCUUCUUGGCGAAGGACGUUUUGGUUACGUCUUCAAAGGAUGGAUAGAUGAGAAUACUUUUGCUCCUUGCAAACCAGGAAGUGGUAUGGUUGUAGCUGUCAAGAAACUUAAGCCCGGAAGCUUCCAAGGGCAUAGAGAAUGGCUUGCAGAGGUUAACUACUUAGGGCUGCUUUACCAUGAAAAUCUAGUGAGCUUAAUUGGAUAUUGCGCGGAGCUUGAUAACAGGUUUCUUGUUUAUGAAGUCAUGUCUAAAGGAAGUUUGGAAAAUCACUUAUUUAAAAAGGGAGUUCAGAUUAUACCUUGGGCUACACGAAUGUCUAUUGCAGUACAUGUUGCACGAGGCUUGUCUUUCUUACACAGUCUUGAAGCAAAUGUUGUUUAUCGCGAUCUCAAGGCUUCAAACAUACUACUUGAUUCAGAUUUCAAUGCCAAGCUAUCGGCUUUUGGUCUGGCAAGAGAUGGUCCUAGUGGAGGCAGAACUCAUUUCUCGACCAGAGUUGUUGGUACUAUCGGUUAUGCUGCACCAGAAUAUCUUGCAUCAGGUCACUUGACACCAAAGACUGAUGUUUACAGCUUUGGAGUUGUUCUACUAGAAUUGCUAUCCGGAAAACGAUCAACGGGUGCUGAAAAUGCAGGAGGUGCUGAUGAGAAAUUGGUGGAAUGGGCAAAACCAUUCAUAAGUGAUAGUAGGAGAGUGUUGAGAAUAAUGGACACAAGGUUAGGAGGACAGUACUCAAAGAAAGGUGCACAAGCUGCAGCUUCCCUUGUCCUGAGGUGCCUCGACGUCGAUCCGAAACUUAGGCCAACCAUGGAUGAGGUUCUAGCUACACUAGAACUUGUACAAGCACCAAAAGAUGUCAUGAAGAGUUCACAACAGAUUAAACAAAAGCAGAUGACAAGUUAG
Messenger RNA from Solanum tuberosum (potato), 1581 nucleotides. RefSeq names its product probable serine/threonine-protein kinase NAK. The record is from RefSeq and is a predicted model, not a curated record. Bases 1 to 1581 code for a protein of 526 amino acids. Gene Ontology annotation, molecular function: ATP binding; protein kinase activity. Gene Ontology annotation, biological process: protein phosphorylation. NCBI's taxonomy places the organism in Eukaryota, Viridiplantae, Streptophyta, Magnoliopsida, Solanales, Solanaceae. The transcript has 7 exons.